AUGUCCAAGGAACAGAGGAGAGCAGCAGAUUGCCACAGGCUGCCCUCGGUGCCUGGCUUUGAGGUUGCCGUUGCCGGAGCCCUGCGCAGCCACCGGGCCCAGGUCUGGUCCGUGAAGAUGAGCAUGAGGAGCGCACCCACGCUCCAGCAGCUCGCCAUGCACAGCCUGCUGAGCAACCCUUCGCUGGCCAUCUCUGCCCUGGAGGAUGUGCCCGUGCUGCUGUUCCCUUCUCUCUUUCUCGAGGCCUACCUGACCGAGUCACCAGAGCUGGAAACCUUGAAAGCUGCCCUGGAUGGGCUCGAUCUGCUGGUGGCCAAGAAAGAUCGUCCCAGUCGGUGGAAACUGCACGUUCUCGAUCUGCGGAGUGCGUACCCCAACAUCUGGAAACGAAGCUACCCCCACAUGAUGCGCGUGUCUUGUCCAGACAUCUUGCCUGAGGAGCCCACAGCCAGACCCGGGUCAGAGAAGCCUGAAGAACAACAGCCCUUGAUGAUCGUGGCGGACCUCACCAUCAAAGAUGGCCCCCAGGAUGCCUUCCAAGCCUACCUGCUGGGCUGGGCCAGGAAGAGGAAAGCACGAGUGCAGCUGUGCUGUAGGCAGCUGCAGAUUCUGUCCCCCUCCACCCAUCAAAUCCAGAAGGCUCUGCGUGCGGUGCGCCCGGACUCCAUCCGGGAAUUGGUGGUGAACAGCUUCUGGCAUCGAGAAACCAUGAAAAGGUUUGCUCCUUCCCUGAGCCGCAUGAAGAACCUUGAGCUCCUGGACUUCUCCAAGAUGAGCGCGCAUGUCUACACUUCCCGCUCCAGGAAUUUCUGGUAUUCCCGCAAGUACGCAGCACACCUGGGGCAGCUGCAGCGCCUCCAGGAGCUGCGCCUGCACGACGUCUUCUUCCUCCGUGGACAGCUGCCCGCCAUCCUCAGGAGCCAGACCCCUCUGAAGACCUUGUCUCUCACUGCCUGUCCCCUGAAGGAAGCCGACCUGAGGUUUCUGUCCCAGUGUCCCUGCACCCGCCGGCUCAAGCACCUGCGCCUGAGGAGCUUGCUCAUGGCCGACUUCAGUCCCGAGCCCCUGCGGGCCCUGCUGGAGCACGUGGCCGGCACCCUGGAGACCCUGGCCCUGGAGGACUGUGCCAUCACGGAUGGCCAGCUCUCGGCCAUCCUGCCCGCCCUGGGCCGGUGCUCUCAGCUCCGCUUCCUCAGUUUCUAUGGAAACCGCAUCUCCAUGGCCACCCUGCACAGCCUGCUGAGCCACACAGCCAGCCUGGGCCGCUUGAGCCAAGGGCUCUAUCCCGCCCCUCUGGAGAGCUUCCUCCCUCCAGACUGGUGCCUGGGCCACAUCCACCCCGAGGCAUUUGCCCAGGUUCGAGCUAGGUUGGCGCAAGCAUGGAGAGAUUCCGGGACAACCCAGAAGCUCCAGAUCUGCACCGAUUUCUGUCAUCGCCGCCACAAGGGCCAAUUCUAUAGCCUGGGAUCCGAUGGCUACUGGGUGGUCACGCACGAGGCUCUUCCUGCACUUUCGGCCCUGCCUGUUUAG
Perognathus longimembris pacificus (Pacific pocket mouse) is the source of this 1530-nucleotide messenger RNA. Its product is annotated as PRAME family member 12-like. Gene Ontology annotation, cellular component: cytoplasm. Lineage: Eukaryota; Metazoa; Chordata; Mammalia; Rodentia; Heteromyidae. The record is from RefSeq and is a predicted model, not a curated record. Gene Ontology annotation, biological process: negative regulation of apoptotic process; negative regulation of DNA-templated transcription; negative regulation of cell differentiation. Bases 1 to 1530 code for a protein of 509 amino acids. The transcript has 2 exons.